AUGCCUCCUAAAGAAAGAAAAACGAAAGAGCAAAUUGCUGCAGCAGCAGCUGCAUCAGGAAGAAGCAAGAAGAAGAAAUGGGGUAAGGGAAAAAACAAAGAGAAAUUAAACCAUGCCGUUUUUAUUGACAAAGCGUUACAUUCGAAAAUUUUGGAAUGCAAAAACAUGAAAGUUAUUACUCCCUCGAGUAUAUCGGAGAAAUAUAAAGUAAAUUUAAGUGUAGCUCGAGCAGUUAUUAAACAUUUAGCGGAAAAAAAUCUGAUAGUGGAAGUGUGCAUACAGAACCACAGCCAGAAGCUGUACACGAAGGCAGCUUGA
Messenger RNA from Plasmodium malariae, 318 nucleotides. RefSeq names its product 40S ribosomal protein S25, putative (gene RPS25). Gene Ontology annotation, molecular function: structural constituent of ribosome. The coding region runs from base 1 to 318 and encodes 105 amino acids. The record is from RefSeq and is a predicted model, not a curated record. NCBI's taxonomy places the organism in Eukaryota, Apicomplexa, Aconoidasida, Haemosporida, Plasmodiidae. Gene Ontology annotation, cellular component: cytosolic small ribosomal subunit. The transcript is spliced from 3 exons.